Aphanomyces invadans is the source of this 1966-nucleotide messenger RNA. RefSeq lists its product as hypothetical. Lineage: Eukaryota; Oomycota; Saprolegniomycetes; Saprolegniales; Verrucalvaceae. The record is from RefSeq and is a predicted model, not a curated record. Bases 34 to 1833 code for a protein of 599 amino acids. The transcript is spliced from 3 exons.
CGCCCCCCACGUUUUCACUCGGAUUCCAUCGGCAUGAUAGUCCCCGUGGCGAUCACGCAUCGGUCGGCGUGGCUUAGCUGUUUCUACCUUGUCAACCUCGUGUGCAUGCCGUUUCUCGUGUACAUGACGGAGGUGUCGCCCCUGGCUACCGUCCAUCGGACUGACCAACCGCCAUUCCCCCUUGCCCCCACGUUGACCCACGCACUUGCCCAGCAAUAUGUGGCUCAGUUUCAAGUUCUUUACAACGCCACGACCCUCCCAGGCAACGUGGGGUAUUUCUACGACAGCGACCGCGUCGUCGAUGUCAUGCGCACAGUCGUGUCGCCGUCCGACUGUGCCGACCCCGCGACCCUCCUCAACAGCAUCUUGGGGGCCGCAUACUUCACGCCCGAUGCCAACAGCGCCGUGUUGGACUGCGUGUGUGGAAACUCGUCGGCGUCGACCGUCGGCCGCGCAUGGCGCUUGAACUUUAUUGUCGCGCCGUCGUCAAUAAACGCGUUGUGGGUUCACCCUGGGAACGAGUUGAACAGGCACAUGGGCGGCGCGAGCUUCACCGUGUACUACCUCUUCAUCCCGGACAAGCUGUCGCCAUGGUGGCUCGCCUUUAAAUUCCUCUACCGAGCGAUGCUCAGCCUGACGAUUCUUGGUCUGGCCAUCCAGUCGUACUACCGACACGUCGGCCAUUUGUGCGCUAACCUUGCGCACUUUCCCUUGCAGCCACACCAGGCAUCCCUCGGCGCGGUCACGAGAUACGAAGUCAUCGUUGGCGAACCAUCGCCCUUGGUCAUGUCCAACCCAUACGUUUGCCUGGCGUUCGUCGCCGACAUUUGCGCCACAUCAGAGUAUAUGGGCCAAGCUUGCCUACGCGUGUGUCAAACCCAGAGCCUCUGGUACUUUGCGCUUGCGAUGGUGUACUUGGGGCGGCUCGUUUGGUGUGCGUAUGGCACGUUGGUGAUGCACAACGCUGUCCGGAAGCGGUGGGGUUGGGCGGCCCUCACGACGCCCGUGGACUCGACUCAAGUGGCCGUGAUGGUCUACUUUGUCGGGGGGUUCCUCACGUAUUUGCAAGGGCUGUGGCCAUCACUCAUCAACGUGUACACGUGGCUCUUUGCCCUCGACAGCACUCCGGCCUCUGACGCUCCCGACCACCGCUUGGUGUCCAUGAACAUUGAAUUGGCUAUUCUUGUUUACUUGGUCACGGUCUGUGGCACGCCGUACGUCUUGUCCGCGGGGUCGUAUAUGAGUCGACGACUCUUUUCUCGAUGCGUGAGCUUCUUCUCGUGCCGGAGGAUUUGGCAUUCGCUGUCGCAGCAAAAGGUCGGUUGGCGGCAACCACCCCAACGUGCACUGUUACCGGGCUCGGCCAACGCGACGGUGCAUGCCGUCCUGUGUCCGCCACCGUUGACGACACCCACGGAUACCAAGGGGUACAUUCGGCAGUGGCUUUGUGCAGUGAAAGGGGAUGUGGCAUGCAUGGGGGGGUCGAUGUACCAAGUCUUUCGAUGGCACCCCAGCACGUUCCAAGCACAAGCCACGAUCGACCAAACGCCGACCGACUGCUUUGUGUGCGGCUACGACGUCACAAAGACCCUCGUCGAAGUGGUGUGCGUCAGCCUCGUGUCCCAAAUCGACUUGAAAGGAUACCAUCGAGGCCACACGACGUCCCGAGCAAACCGAAAACAAUUCGUCGCACAGCACGCCCUCUCGACCGCAGGGGAAUGUACCUCAAGCAAGAAGCUGGCCGUGGGCAGGCUCGUGGCAAACCAAAGCCAUACAGGGAGUGCUGUAGUGCAGUACGCAGCAGGAGCGAAGAACUCACCGUGGAUCAUGUAAUCCUCGACCACCACGUCCUCCGUAGAUAUGACCCUUUUGACACCAGCCUCUUCUCGACGCUGGUCCAACCUCGGGACGCCGAAUGCAUGGGGCCAACGAGCUCCAUCGACUAACUGAAGAGAUUGGUUCACCG